AUGUGCAAUAUGUCAGUCAGUGAUGACAUCAUCACGAUCCCAAAGCCUGCUCUUCUAGUGCCUGCUGAUCUGUGUCAGUGUUGGUGUGUUCUGUUUGUGUGUGUGUGGGGACUGGACUGCCUGUUGUCACAGCGUUUUAUCUCCCUCCCAUUGCCUGGGUAAUGCCAGCCUCGGAUCUGUCAGAGUGUGGAUCCAUCAUCCUCCACUCACUGCAACUGUCACCCUGCCACUGCCAGCCACAGAUACAGUCUGUCCAUGACACUGAUUUUGUCUUCAAUAUUGGUGCUGGUGGCAGGCACUUAU
Messenger RNA from Staurois parvus, 303 nucleotides. NCBI's taxonomy places the organism in Eukaryota, Metazoa, Chordata, Amphibia, Anura, Ranidae. The record is from the annotation of a GenBank genome assembly.